ACCUCUGUUCGAAAUCCAAUAUUGGUUCUUCAUGCCCUUUCGCCUCUGUCUGCUUAGAGUCAUAAUCAUAAAUCAUAAAUGAAUGUAUUUCUCGUAGUGCAUUUUUCUUUCCCCAUUUUUAUUAAUAAAGAAGAUAUAUUAAAAAUAAAACAAAAACUAGAUAUAAAAAAGACUUUGCCACAGCUGUUUUUCCCCCCACUAGCUUGAAUGGGAACCAGAAAUCAUUUCUAAAUCUUGCUUUGAAGGUUCGAGUAUGGUGCUUUCGAUACUGAAUGGGAACCAGAAAUCAUCUUCACCAAGCAGCCAUGGAUGAAUCCUACUGUGGAUAAUUACGUACUUCUGGAACAAUCGAAGAAUCCAUAAUUAAGGUGAUUUGAUUCCAUAUGACUUGUGAUGAUCAAUCAGCUUAGUGUUGCUCAAAACCCAGAAAUUAUCAAGUUUUUUUUUUGGGAGCAAGCUAUAGCUGCUGAGUGAGACCCAGGAAGACAAAUUAAGAGUAUAUUCAUGUCACAUGUUACUUUACAUUGUCUCUCGCCUUCGGUAUUCAAGGCUCCUCUCUCCCCAAGAAAAGCCAUUUUUCAAUUCUCUAUCACAGACUUGUGCAUUUUGCACGGUUACAUCAAUCCAAACAAAACCCACGAGGAGAACAUUUUCUGAAUAUUUCCAGCAAUGUUCCAAUCUGAAAGCUCUGGAUCCUGGUAAACAGGCCCAUAGUCAGAUGAUUGUAUCUGGGUUUGUCCCCACUAUCUUUGUUUCCAAUUGUUUGAUUCAGUUGUAUUCAAAAUGCUCUAACAUGGACUACGCCUUUAAGGUGUUCGACAAAAUGCCUCAUCGAGACUCUAUCUCUUGGAACACUAUGAUGUUUGGCUACGCAGGAAGUGGAAACAUGGUGACUGUACAGUCCUUUUUUGACUCAAUGCCUGAAAGAGAUGUGAUUUCCUGGAAUACUUUGAUCUCUUGUUAUUUACGGGAUGGGUCUGACCAGAAGGCAAUUGAAGUCUUCAUUGAAAUGAGAACGGCGAAUGUGCAACCAGACCGUACGACAUUUGCUGUUGUCCUGAGAGCGUGUUCUGGUGUGGAAAACUAUAAUUUAGGGAUACAAAUUCACUGCCUUGCUAUUCAAUUGGGUUUGAUUGAUGAUGUGGUAACAAGUUGUGCUGUGGUAGACAUGUAUUCAAAAUGUAAGAAGCUAGAUGAGGCUUCUCUGGUUUUCUAUGGAAUUCCUGAAAAAAACUGUGUAUGUUGGGGUGCUAUAAUUGCAGGGUGUGUUCAGAAUCACCAGCUUGUUGAAGGUCUAGAACUGUUCAAAGAUAUGCAAAGAGAAGGUAUUGGAGUGAGUCAAUCAACAUAUGCUAGUAUUUUUAGGGCUUGUGCAGAAUUAUCUGCAACUAGACUAGGCACACAAUUGCAUGCCCAUGCUUCAAAAGCAAACUUUCAAUAUGAUGUCAUUGUGGGAACUGCCAUAGUAGACAUGUAUGCCAAGUGUCAAAGCAUGGCAGAUUCUCGAAAGCUAUUUAAUUUGUUGCCCAAUCCUGGACGACCAUCAUAUAAUGCCAUUAUUGUCGGAUAUGCCAGGAAAGAUCAAGGUAAAGAAGCUCUGGGGACUUUUCAGUCUUUACAGAGAUCUGGUCUUGGCUUUGAUGAAGUUAGUUUGUCUGGUGCAUUUAGUGCUUGUGCCGUGAUCAAAGGGUAUUCAGAGGGGAUUCAACUACAAGGAUUGGCAUUCAAAUGUAAUUUAAUGUUUAGUAUCUGUGUUGCAAAUGCCAUUUUAGACAUGUAUGGUAAAUGUGGAGCUCUAACUGAAGCCUGUCUAAUGUUUGAUGAGAUGGUAAUGAGGGAUGCAGUGUCUUGGAAUGCAAUAAUUGCUGCUCAUGAGCAAAAUGAAGAAUUGGAUAAAACACUUCCACUUUUUGUGUCAAUGCUGCGAUCUAAAAUGGAACCAGAUGAGUUUACUUAUGGUAGUAUUCUAAAAGCCUGUGCUGGCAAGAAAAAUUUAAAGCGUGGCAUGGAGAUUCAUGGAAGAAUUAUCAAAUCUGAGAUGGGUUUAAACCCAUUUACUGCAAGCGCACUGGUUGAUAUGUAUUGCAAGUGUGGAAUGCUAGAAGAGGCGGGAAAAAUCCAUGACAGAGUGGAAGAGCAGACAGUCGUUUCUUGGAAUGCAAUCAUUUCAGGGUUCUCAUUGCAGAAGCAAAGUGAAAAUGCCCAGAUGUGUUUUUGUCACAUGCUCGAAAUGGGUGUAACACCCGACACCUUCACAUAUGCUACAAUUCUCGAUACUUGUGCUGAUUUGGCUACUAUUGAACUUGGGAAGCAGAUUCAUGCUCAAAUCCUCAAGCUACAAUGGCAUUCAGAUGCAUACAUAGCCAGCACUCUUGUAGAUAUGUACUCAAAAUGUGGAGAAAUGCCGGAUUCCCAAUUAAUGUUUGAGAAAGCACCUAACCGAGAUUACGUUACAUGGAAUGCCAUGAUUUGUGCUUAUUCCUGCCAUGGUCUUGGAGAAGAGGCCAUUAAAGUAUUUGAGGAGAUGCAGCUUCUGAAUCUCAAACCAAACCGGGCGACCUUUAUCUCAGUCCUCAGAGCUUGUGCACAUAUGGGUUAUGUAGACAAAGGGUUAAACUACUUCCAGAAAAUGCAAAGCCACUAUGGUUUGAAUCCUGAGUUAGAGCAUUACUCAUGUAUGGUGGAUCUACUUGGUAGAUCAGGCCAAGUGAGUGAAGCUUUGAAGCUUAUUGAAAGCAUGCCUUUUGAAGCUGAUGAGAUCAUAUGGAGGACUCUGCUUAGUAUUUGCAAGAGGCAAGGGAAUGUAGAAGUGGCAGAAAAAGCAGCAAGUUAUUUACUGCAAUUAGACCCUCAAGACUCUUCUGCAUAUGUUCUUCUAUCAAAUAUUUAUGCUGAUGCAGGGAUGUGGGUUGAGGUUUCAAAGAUAAGAAGAAUAAUGAAGGAAUAUAAGUUAAAGAAAGAGCCUGGUUGCAGCUGGAUUGAGGUAAGAGACAAGGUAAAUGCAUUUAUUGUUGGAGACAAGGCGCAUCCAAGAUGUGAAGAGAUAUAUGACAAAAUUCAUUUGCUUCUUUAUGAGAUGAACUGGGCUGGGUAUGUACCGGAUGUUCAUUUUAUGAUUGAUGAUCUGGUAGAAGAUGAAGAAGAGUCUCAGGAUUACAAGGCAAUCUAUACUUAGUGUGAGAUGAUAUAUAUAGGAAUACAUCUGAAAGGGUUUUAGACUUCCAUUAAAUUAGAAUUCUAUUUUAUCUAUACUUAAUGAUA
Messenger RNA from Prosopis cineraria, 3261 nucleotides. RefSeq names its product pentatricopeptide repeat-containing protein At3g02330, mitochondrial. Bases 512 to 3175 code for a protein of 887 amino acids. Gene Ontology annotation, biological process: RNA modification. The record is from RefSeq and is a predicted model, not a curated record. Gene Ontology annotation, molecular function: RNA binding; protein binding. The transcript is spliced from 2 exons. NCBI's taxonomy places the organism in Eukaryota, Viridiplantae, Streptophyta, Magnoliopsida, Fabales, Fabaceae.